Molecule: messenger RNA, 2293 nt
Organism: Rana temporaria (common frog)
Lineage: Eukaryota; Metazoa; Chordata; Amphibia; Anura; Ranidae
Gene: TFAP2D
Product: transcription factor AP-2 delta
Exons: 8
Coding region: 398-1756 (452 amino acids)
Biological process (GO): anatomical structure development; regulation of cell population proliferation; regulation of transcription by RNA polymerase II
Cellular component (GO): nucleus
Molecular function (GO): DNA-binding transcription factor activity, RNA polymerase II-specific; RNA polymerase II transcription regulatory region sequence-specific DNA binding
Source: RefSeq, a predicted model, not a curated record
AUGGAUAAAAAUGUGAAAAUAUCCCACAGUUCCUUAUUAGGGGAAGAUACAAUAUUUAUUUCUUGUCUCCUGGGAAGAGGCUCUUCUAUCUAUUGUCCUCCCAUCUCUCUCACUGCUGAUGCUUAAUUUUCAAAACUUCUAUAUUGCCAAGGGACCUACGACAUCAGCCAAAGAAUUACCCAGCAAGUACAAAAUCUGAUCCAGGGAGCUACUUGUGAGCAGAGGGGAGAGUUUUUCCUACAGGUUUCCAAGGAGAGUGGGAGAGAGAAGGUUUGACUCUGUCAGUGCAAGCCUUUGGCUUUUUUUUUUUUUUAAUUUGGAAAAAUACACAUUUGGACCUACAAGAGGGGACCUUGCCUAUAGGAAAAGUUGCUUUCUUUAUAUAAAAAGAAGAAAAAUGUCUACUUCAUUCCCAGGACUUGUCCACGAUUCAGAGAUACGUCAUGACGGAUCAAACAGUUACCGUUUGAUGCAACUUGGAUGUCUUGAGUCUGUAGCCAACUCCACUGUCGCCUAUUCCUCCACGUCUCCUCUGACUUAUUCCACCACUGGCACCGACUUUACUUCGCCGUAUUUCUCGGCUAACCACCAGUACACCCCUUUGCACCACCAGUCCUUCCACUACGAGUUCCAGCACAGCCACCCGGCCGUCAACCCAGACGCCUAUUCACUAAACUCCCUGCACCAUUCACAGCAAUAUUACCAGCAGAUCCACCAUGGGGAGCCCACAGACUUCAUCAACUUGCACAAUGCCCGGGCACUCAAGUCUUCUUGCCUGGACGAUCAGAGGAGGGACUUUGGCUGUCUAGAUGCGUAUAGGCGCCAUGACCUGUCUCUCAUGAGCCAUGGAUCCCAAUAUGGCAUGCACCCAGAUCAAAGGCUUUUGCAAGGCUCUAGUCUGGGACUUGCCGGGGCUGGAGGGGAAGACUUCCAGGGAUCAGUGGAGGCGCAGUGUGGAUUGGUACUAAACAGCCAAGGAGGUGUGAUAAGAAGAGGUGGUGCCUGUGUAGUAAAUCCCACAGAUCUCUUCUGUUCUGUUCCUGGUCGGCUGUCUUUACUAAGUUCCACAUCUAAAUACAAGGUCACUAUAGCGGAGGUGAAAAGGCGGUUGUCUCCACCAGAAUGCCUCAAUGCGUCUCUGCUGGGAGGAAUAUUACGAAGGGCAAAGUCCAAAAACGGUGGUCGCUGUUUGAGAGAGAAGCUGGACAGGCUGGGUCUUAAUUUACCUGCUGGCAGAAGGAAAGCUGCCAAUGUAACCCUGCUGACAUCCUUGGUAGAAGGAGAGGCAUUGCAUUUGGCCAGAGAUUUCGGGUAUACUUGUGAAACAGAGUUUCCAGCAAAGGCAGUAGGAGAACACUUGGCAAGACAGCACAUGGAACAGAAAGAGCAAACAGCAAGGAAAAAGAUGAUACUUGCCACAAAGCAAAUUUGCAAAGAAUUUCAAGAUCUUCUAAGUCAAGACAGAUCGCCUUUGGGCUCCUCUAGACCCACUCCAAUCCUAGACCUUGACAUUCAGAGACACUUAACGCAUUUUAGUUUGAUUACCCAUGGUUUUGGAACCCCAGCAAUAUGCGCAGCUCUUAGCACUUUCCAAACAGUCUUAAGCGAAAUGCUAAAUUAUUUGGAAAAACACACGACAAACAAAUCCGGGGGAGUUACAGAAGGCAGUCAAGGAAACGGAAACUCGGAAAAAGGACCCUUGCGAAAAUCUUCUGAUGUUGUGGUCAAAGAUGCCAAAACUGAAAAGACUGAUUAGCCUGCCCAAUUAUAUCCAGAGUUUUUUUGCUGCUGAUUAUUUUUUUCUUUUAUAUAUACAUAUAAAUAUAUCUUUAGUUUAAACUAUACAAGGGACCAAAUCACUUAUUCUUGAACUGUAAAGUUAUUUGACAAAACUUUUUUCACAUUUUUAGUUUGUUUUUAAAUUCUGAAAAAAAAAAUGAAUAUAUAUAAUGAUGCAAACGAUGUUCAUACGUCCAACAGGUCUCACUGCGGAUGUAACUUUCAGAUUUUUUUGGUCAAGAUUUACUUUUUUUUCACUUGUUUUUAUUCAACGUUAUCUGAUUUUGGUAUGCAGAAAAAGCACCAUAUGGAGAAAAUAAAAAAAACUUACAGAGGAGAAUAAAGCUGAAAGCAAUCAAAUUUACUAUGUUUUAUGUUCAUCGUAUUGUGUUAAAAAAAAAUGUUUUGAUUUAGUUGUAAAAAAAUUGCAUGUCACAAAAAGCCUCCACUGAAUUAGAAAAAAAAAAAUGUCUUAAUUCAUAAAUUUAUAAGUAAAUGUGUUUUUUUAAUUAAA